Molecule: messenger RNA, 801 nt
Organism: Funneliformis mosseae
Lineage: Eukaryota; Fungi; Glomeromycota; Glomeromycetes; Glomerales; Glomeraceae
Source: the annotation of a GenBank genome assembly
AUGGGCAGACUUGAAGGAAAAAAUGUAUUAAUUACAGGAGCUUCCGCCGGUAUCGGUGAAGCAUGUGCUAAGGAAUUUGCUAAAGCUGGUUCAAAUUUGAUUCUUGCAGCUAGAAGAAUUGAACGUCUUGAAAAACUGUGCGAAGAAAUUUCCAAAAAUCAUCCUUCAAUUAAAGUUUUCAAACAUCAAUUAGAUGUUCGUGAAAAAGCAAAAGUCGACCAAUUAAUUUCUUCUUUACCUUCAGAUUUGAAAAACAUUGAUAUAAUUGUUAACAAUGCUGGAUUGGUUAUUGGGUUAGAUAAGAUUGAUAAUGUUACAAGUGAAGCCAUUGAUACAAUGAUUGAUACAAAUGUCAAGGGUUUGUUAUAUGUGACCCAGGCGAUCCUUCCCGUAAUGAAAGAACGUCAAAAGGGACAUAUAAUUAAUGUCGGAUCAGUUUCAGGAACUCAAGUUUAUGUCAAUGGGGGCGUAUACUGUGCUUCAAAACACGCCGUCGAUGCUAUCUCAAGGACAUUGCUACUUGAAUUGGUUGAUACUCCAAUUAGAGUUACGCAAAUUAAUCCAGGAAUGGUAAAAACCGAGUUCUCUAUAGUUCGAUUCGGUGGAGAUAAAACAAAGGCUGAUAAAUUUUAUGAAGGCUUGGAUAUUGGCAAGUACAAUUCAAAGUUCGACAAAACUCCCGAAACUAUUGUCUUUGCUGCAUCACGACCCGACCAUGUAAACAUUGCUGAUAUAGUGAUUUAUCCAGUAAAUCAGGGAGCUGUUACAACUAUUCAUAAACCAUUAUUAAAUAAACAAUAA